CUCAUUUGUUUAGGGGAAACCUUUUGAAUCGGCUUCAUCCAUUUGGAUAUUAAGAAACUGGUAGAAAAAGUAAAAACUCACUUAGAUAGACGUCACUUUAUUGUUGUCUGAAUCAUGUUGUCAUACAUUCGUUUCUCGCCCGGAGUUGUAACGACCCAUUACACUUAGUUGCAGUAAUAGAAAUGAACAGAGGGAGGCAGCACUACAUCACAGUUGCCUGAAUACCCACGAAUAAGAAACAAGGAAGUAGUCGAGGCAUCACGUUGGUAAAAGAAAUAUACUCAGCGCUAGGAUUUCGGAAGUGUCCUGUAAGACUGCUGUAAUUUGAUAAACAAAGCAGACAUGAAGAACCGAGGUGGUGGCAUGCUGGACGGUCGGCUCAAACACAGAUUGGAACAGUAUUUGGCUUCUCACACAAAUGAGCAUGUGGAUCUAUCAACUGUAGCCCUGGAACUUCAGAAGCAGUACAGAAUGGAGUAUGGCAGAAGAAACAAGAUAGCAUUUCGAAUUCAAGUCGAGAAAAUAUAUCAAGCAAUAAAAAUGGAGUCUGAACUGGAAGACUUUGAAGUAAAGCACCUGACGGAGAGAGCCAAGAUUAUCCCAAUCGAACCCAGUGACGACGACUGCAGCAGCAGUUCAGAAGAUGUAUUGGGGGCUCCAGAGAAAAGUAGCAGCAGUCACAUGAACAGCUCUCUUACUUCUCUGUACCGAAAAGGAUCUUCUGACUUGAGCACCUACUCCUCUAUUAAAGAGCCGUCUGCUACAAGUCAAACAUGUACAGGAGGUUGGUUCAUCGAUAAAGGCCAACGUCCUGCGAAGGCCGACAUCUUCGUGGACCUUAGUGAAGAUCAGCAAAUUAAGGCAGUAAAUAAAGAUGAUUCCAUGUUGGAGUCUGGGGGAUCCUACAAAAGGGCAGUCAAAAGGAAAAAGAAGUCAUCUAAAGAGCCUGAACAAGAACAAACAAAAAGAGAGAAGAAAGCAAAAUCCAACUCAACAAAGCUGCAGUAUCCCACUGUAAAGUUUGAAGACGUUGGUGGUAAUGAAGGCACAUUAACGGAACUGUGCAAACUGCUCAUCCACAUGCGGCACCCAGAGAUAUUCCAGCAUCUGGGAAUGGUUCCUCCUAGGGGCUUUCUCCUCCAUGGACCUCCUGGCUGUGGAAAGACCCUACUGGCACAAGCUGUGGCAGGGGAGCUGGAACUGCCCUUGCUGAAGGUGUCUGCUCCAGAAUUGGUGUCUGGAGUUUCUGGAGAGUCUGAACAGAUGCUCAGAGAGUUGUUUGACUUUGCUGUGAGUUCAGCUCCAUGUAUCCUGUUUAUUGAUGAGAUAGAUUCCAUCACGCCAAAAAGAGAAAUGGCCUCCAAAGACAUGGAAAGAAGGAUUGUCGCCCAGCUCCUCACCUGCAUGGAUGACUUGAGCAGUCUGGCAUUCACAACUCAAGUCCUGGUCAUUGGUGCUACCAACAGGCCAGACUCCCUUGACCCCGCCCUACGCCGAGCUGGACGCUUUGACAAAGAGAUAUGCCUUGGUAUCCCAGAUGAACCAGCGCGUCUCAGGAUUUUGAAGACUUUGUGUCGUCAGUUGAAGAUGCCAGAGGAUUUUGACUACGGCAAGCUGGCCCGUCUCACUCCCGGCUAUGUGGGUGCGGACCUCAUGGCACUUUGCCGCGAAGCUGCCAUGAACGCUGCCAACAGAGUUCUGUUGGUGGAAAAAGGACAGCAGGAGAGCCAAACGGAGGACCUGUUAAAAAUGGACACUGACGCAGAUGUAAUGAACAAAGAAAUCGUUGAAAACAACUGCACAUCAGCUUCUUUAACUGUACAGAACAGAAUAAACUCAGGUGUAGUGGAUGAUAAUCGGUUACUUCAGGAUGAUCCACAACACGAACAUCUGCCGCAGGGGGACCUGUGUCGACUGAUGCAUUUGCUCAAGAGCACUGAAAUGCUAUCAGAGCAAGAGUUGACUAGCCUCUCAAUCAUCAUGUCAGACUUUGAGGCCUCUCUUUCCAGUGUUCAGCCUUCAGCCAAGCGGGAGGGCUUUGCCACUGUGCCAGAUGUCACCUGGGACGAUGUGGGAGCCCUUCAUGAAAUAAGAGAAGAACUGACCAUGGCAAUAUUGGCUCCAGUACGUUCUCCGGAGCAGUUCAAGGCUCUAGGACUAAGUGCUCCAUCCGGAGUGUUGCUGGCUGGUCCUCCAGGAUGUGGGAAAACUUUACUUGCUAAGGCAGUGGCCAACGAGUCAGGGCUUAACUUCAUCUCUGUCAAAGGUCCCGAGUUGCUCAAUAUGUAUGUUGGAGAAAGUGAGCGGGCUGUCAGACAAAUUUUCCAAAGGGGGCGCAAUUCUGCUCCUUGUGUCAUCUUCUUCGACGAGAUUGAUGCUUUGUGUCCUCGCCGGUCAGGCCAUGAGUCAGGAGCCAGUGUGCGUGUGGUUAACCAGUUGCUCACAGAGAUGGAUGGUUUAGAAACUCGGCGACAAGUCUUCAUAAUGGCUGCAACCAACAGACCAGACAUAAUUGAUCCUGCCAUACUGAGGCCAGGUCGCCUAGAUAAAACACUGUAUGUGGGUCUGCCACCUCCUGCUGAUCGCCACGCAAUUCUGCUCACCAUUACAAAGGGAGGAACCAAACCUCAGCUGGAGCAAGAUGUCAGUCUGGAAGAGGUUGCCUUUGAUGAACGAUGUGACUGUUUUACUGGUGCCGACCUGACUGCGUUAGUGAGGGAAGCAUCUGUCAAUGCCUUGAAGGCCUACCUGAAAUCCCAGUGCACCCCACCAUCUUCCUCUGGUCACACAUUUUCUUCUGGCUUUGUAGCAGACAUAAGAGUGGGCAAACACAACUUUGAAGAGGCUUUCAAGAAAGUUCGACCUUCUGUGUCAAAAAAGGACCAGAGGAUGUAUGAGCAGCUGAAAGAGUCCCUGAGCAGAUAAGUGCCAAAUUGAAAUAAAAUAGGAUUACUUACCUGUAGCCAUUUAUGAAUUGCUGUAUGUCCACAUUUUUAAUUGCUUGGAUAAUAAAUUGAAGAAUUUGUCAAUUCUGACUUCAUCACUGAAAAUAACUUAAUGUUACAAAUCUAACGUUGCAUUAAACCAGGGGUUCUUAACCUUUUUGACCUAGGGGCCCAACUUUUCCACUACAGAGGAACCCAUGGGCCACUCGAAUAUUAACACUGAAUUAGUAAUCUUACUCUUGAUUUGAAUUGUAUUCAAUAAUUAUAUUUAACCUACUUACAGUUUAACAGGUUAAACCCUGUCAAAUGUUUUGAAAGCAUGUGUUAAUCACAAAGAUUAUUAUCAGGGCUUAGGUCAGGCUGAUUACACUAAUGUCAAAUCAAACAAUCUAAUAUACUGCAAAAGAAGUGACUCAUAAAAACUGAUGAAAAUAAAUUUGCAUACUACUUCGUGUUAAGGUGCUGAAAUAAAUACAUCCACCCAGUUUCUACUGCUUGUCCCUUUCGGAUGCUGAAGCCUAUCCAAGCUGCAAUUGGGCAGAAGAUGGGGUACACCCUGGACAAGUCGCCACCUCAUCACAGGACCAACACGCACAUUCCCAUACUAGGGCCGAUUUAAUUAUACCAAUCAACCUAUCCCCGGGUGCAUGUUUUUGGAGGUGGGAUGAAGCCGGAGUACCCGGAGGGAACCCACACAGUCACGGGGAGAAUAUGCAAACUCCAGGACCUUCAUAUUGUGAGGCACACGCACUAACCCCUUUACCACCGUGCAGAAGAAAUACAUCAUAACUAAAUGAAUAAUAAAUAACGGGUGUGCAUCUCUACCUUUUAAUGGCGAUCCAAUAUGAAUUUCGAUACAUGGGUUACGAUACGUUUCACGAACAAUACUUUUUAAAAAAGAAAGUGAUUUUCUUUCAGUCUAUACCUGCGCACACAAAUGACUUAGCUCGACCAAAGAUGAUGUAAAAGUUGCAAACCGGUCGCACUGACGUUGAAACUACAGUCCCAUUUGAAAAGAUCAGAUUCCAAACUAUGUGGCCCAAAUCUGAUGCAAAAAGAUCAGAUUUAAAGCACUUUGGAGUGUAAGACUGGCACAAAAUAUCGGAUCUGUGCCACUUGCGUGCAAAAAAAUCAGAUUUGGUGUCCAGUGUAAACUGAGCCAAUGGCUAUGUUUCCAUGCACUAAAUUAGUCUGAUUUUUUCAAAAAGUUUGUUUGUUUAUAUUUUCACACCUACGUGUGAAGUCCAAGUGUCCAUGCACACUCUAAUGUGACUAUUGGUCAUACGCUGUGUGUUUCCCGUACACUGGGGGGUCCUCAUUUCUUUUAAUCGCGGAUAAAUACUCUGUAUUUAUUUUCCGUUUGACCUAUGACGUCACACUCGGCGUAUGUGGCUCCUAACAAGUUAACAGCCAAACUCUGUUGUGAUGACCUCUGUAAUAUUGGCACAGAUUACAAAUAUUACGUCUCUAAUGGCUAUGUUGGUGUUAAAUAGUAGACAGCAUCAAGAAAUUAUCUUAGAUUGCACUACGAACAUGACGCUACUACCAAGAAUGUAUCGGAGCGGAUGCAGGUCCGAAGUGAAGAAAGACUGGCGGCAGAGAGUUGUUUUGAAGGAAUUUUCGGACGCAAAAUCAUGAAAACAAUGUCUCGGAGUUCAUUCAUAAUGCUCUGUGGAUUGAUGGAAGGAGUUUUAAAUCUGAAGGAAAAGACCGUUUCCAGAUUAUAUUGUUCUGGAUAUUGUUCUGGACUAUCUUGCCAGUUGUGUGGAAUACAGAGUUAUUGUUAAUAAAUUGGUAGUGCACAAAUGCAGCAUGAAGAGGUUUGUGUUCGCUUUAUUAUUCCCCUUUUACUAUAUAAUAUGUGCUUCAUUUCUUUUGUAUUUCGUUCACAAGUCCAAAUUAAACCGGAAUUCUACAUUUCCUUUAUUUUGUUUAAAUUAAUGUUUUCUUUUUUUCUAUCAUCGAUGCACUUCAAAAUGUUAUUUUCUUUUCAUUUGAGAAGCAAAUAAACAGUCUCCUCCGUGACAGUUGUUGCUAUGUUUUUAUUGAAUGGUAUCUGCUUCUGGGUUGUAUCCUGCGUUUUGAGACUGGCACAU
Messenger RNA from Entelurus aequoreus (snake pipefish), 5041 nucleotides. It is a transcript of the gene nvl, whose product is annotated as nuclear VCP like. Gene Ontology annotation, molecular function: ATP hydrolysis activity; ATP binding; preribosome binding. The transcript is spliced from 24 exons. Gene Ontology annotation, cellular component: nucleus. NCBI's taxonomy places the organism in Eukaryota, Metazoa, Chordata, Actinopteri, Syngnathiformes, Syngnathidae. The record is from RefSeq and is a predicted model, not a curated record. Gene Ontology annotation, biological process: ribosome biogenesis. The coding region runs from base 343 to 2925 and encodes 860 amino acids.